UGUGGGCCAUUGUCUUUUUAUUGUUUUUUAUUGUUUGUUUUUAACUUGUUAAGCACUUUGUGCUACUUUUGUAUGAAAAGUGCUAUAGAAAUAAACUCUGAUUGAUUGAUUGAUUGACAUAUCGACAAACAGAGAUGCAGGAAACACAGAAACAGACACAGACAUGUGUUACUAAAACAAAAUUAAACCAGAAACCAAAACCCAGGAACCACAAAAACUCUGAAUAUAUUUUUUAAAAUAUAGAUAUAUAGAUUUUUUAAAAAUGUUUUGAAGUACUUGAUCCAUUAAGCCCUUAGCUAGUUUUUAAAAUGUCCACACAAUAUAACAUCCCCAAAUUUGAGGUAGAUGUUAACACACAAAAUGAACAAUCUUGCACUGUAUGGAAGAGAAACAUGAGCGAGAUUUUAAAAAGUUCAGAAGAAAAUAUCAUUUUGUCUUCUACCUAAGCAAGUCUAUAAAGUACAGGGUAAAUAAUGGACAAAAAAAGAAUCAGCGACCACAGUCUUAUUGAAACUGUUGUAAAAGUUGUCACCGACAGCUCACAGAAACCAAGCUAAACCACAAUACGUGCAUUUUCAGUUUUAAUAACAGAUACACCGUCCGAAACCUCUAAAAGAAUUAAGAAAGAAAUACUUUAGAGGUGUAUUGAGGCAAAACAAAUCUUUCUGUGUCUGUAGAGUGAAACAGUGUGUGUCUGAUGAUGAUCGGCAUCCAGCAGACAUGACAGUAUGAUGCAAACCACCAGACUUUAUCAUUAGAAGGUUUCAUAAGAGAGGACACGCGAGCUUACAUUGAUCUACUUUAUGGAGGUUUAUUCUUGCCUAUUUAUUUAUCCCUAACUUCAUCAUAAAAGUUGUUAUUAUAGAAAGUGGGAUGAAAGUCAGACACCAGGCGUAGCGGCUGCCUGACAGGCCUUACUGAGGGUGUAAAAGCAGCAUUUAUCACCAGGUGUACUAUUACAGUUUAAGACCCGCCUCUGCAGCCUGUGAUUGGCUACAAGUUCAACCCAUGAUUCUGAACAGCCAAUAAAAUCACCGAUUACUUCCAUCUGCUCUAAUGUUCCGAAGGUCAGAUUGUUCCGGCACAGAGUUAACUUAACUUCAGGAAUUUCCUCAUCUUUGCACAUGCUAGUGUUUUUUUCAGGGACUCACAGAUGUCUUCCACAGUGAAACAAGCAGUUUCAGAGCUCUCUGUGCUGGUGCCAUGGGGGGAGAUCAGAGGGAAAGCCUGGGGUCCUGAUCACGGUCACCCUGUGCUGUGCCUGCACGGAUGGGCUGAUAACUGCGGUUCAUUCAACACCCUGAUUCCUCUUCUACCUACAGAGUGCAGGUACGUUGCCGUGGACAUGCCAGGUCACGGUCUGUCGUCACAUCGUCCUCCUGGCGUCUUCUACUCGUUCCCUGCAUACGUGGCAGAUGUGCGCAGGGUUGUCGAUGAUCUGGGUUGGACAAAGUUCUCCAUCAUUGGCCACAGUAUGGGUAGUAACAUCGCUGCUAUGUUUAGUGCUUUGUUUCCUGAGAUGGUGGACGGCCUCGUGCUGCUGGACUUCCCCGGCUUUUUUCCUACAGUCAUGAGCGACAUCCCAAAAAUAAUGAAGCAGGGGAUCGAGGAGAUGCUGCAGUUUGACAAAGGGAAGAAAGACAACCAGAGAGUUUAUACGUAUGAGAAGGCAGCGGAGAGGCUUUCGACUGCAAAUCCGACUCUGACUGAAGCCUCUGUGCGCACGCUUUUAGAGCGAGGUCUAACUCAAACUGAAGGAGGAUUUGUGUUCUCCAGAGACCUGCGAGUUAAUUUUAAAAACAUCGUGCGGACCACUCUGGAGCAGGGUCUGGAGAUGCAGUCGAGGAUUCAGGCGGCUGUUCUUGUUGUUCUAGCAGACAAAGGCUUUGUUGCAGGAUUAUCAAAGAUCAACGAACACAAACUCAUCACACAGCUUCUCCAAGACUAUCGAGGCAGAAAUCACUCUGUGGUGACGGUUCCAGGAGAUCAUCACGUCCAUCUGAAUAAUCCCGAAGCCGUCGCGCCGCUUAUUUCUGACUUUCUGCAGACCAAAGUCCUCUCACAGCAGCUGACAGAUUAGUGGAACAACUCUCUCAUUGUGAAAUGUCACACUUCAAGUCUCAGUUUCUCAUCUCUCUCAGGACAGUCAUAACCAUAACAUCCUCAAUGUCCGUCCUGAUUUGAACACAGCCAUAACCUCACUUGUGUUUUUGUUGCAUUGUUAAAUUGUGUUUAGCUGUUGUUAUAUGAGAGACUUCUGUGUGCAUGUCAGACUGUAGUGUUAAACUGCUUCCAAUAAGAACUAGAAGGAUGAAGAGAAGUCUCAUUUGGCUGAAUUAAAUUAGCUUAAAUAAUGAAUUAAAAUGAGCAAAUAUAACAUGAGAAUGAAACGAAUGCAAUCAUGUAACAAAAUCAAUUCCAGUGAUAUAUUAUUUUCCUCUACUCCUGUCAAAGUGUAACAUGUUGUUGUUGUUUUUUUUCACAAUCAGCUUCAGUUUUCAGGUCAGAAUUUGCUCCACACUGAACAAAAAAGUAGUUCUUGUGUAACUGGUGCAGUUGCAGGUUCAUGGUUUCUGUGCUCAGAUAUCGCAGCUCUACGUUUGAAGCUGAUCUGUUUAACUCAGCUGCUUUUCAUGAAUCUGCCUAGCCUGUGCAGAAUGAGCUAAAAAUGGCAAUCAUUAAAAAAGAUGACAACUUUUCAUUAUGUAGGCCAUCAGCUCUGGCUUCUUUUUUUGUUUUGUCUUGGAAAAGGAAAUCAGGGGAGCCACGAUCCAUAAAAAACAAAACACUGCAGCUGCUGUCAUUCAGAGCCGAAAUGAAAAGAGCAGCUCAUCAUAUUAAAAAAUAAAAUAAAAAAAUUCCCUCCA
Acanthochromis polyacanthus (spiny chromis) is the source of this 2867-nucleotide messenger RNA. Its product is annotated as serine hydrolase-like protein. The record is from RefSeq and is a predicted model, not a curated record. The transcript has 12 exons. Bases 1154 to 2080 code for a protein of 308 amino acids. NCBI's taxonomy places the organism in Eukaryota, Metazoa, Chordata, Actinopteri, Pomacentridae.